AUGAACACUCUGAUCGCGUGUGUGGUCGUCGGAAUGGCAGGGCUAGCCCUGGCCGAGCCGCCCUCCGGCUACGCGUACCAAAGGCCGGGCGGCGGAGGUGGAGGCUUCGGCGGCGGUGGCGGCUACUCCGGGGGCGGUGGCGGUGGCUACUCUGCAGGCGGCGGAGGCUUCGGUGGGGGAGGAGGAGGAGGAGGCGGCUACACCCAGGUCUCCUCGGGCGGCUACCAGAGCAGCGAAGGCGCCAACGUCGACCCCGCCCUCCUCGAGCAACUCAAGUCCAUCAUCAUCAAGGAGGAAGCAUCCAGCGGCGGCGGUGGCGGUGGCGGAGGUGGCGGAGGUGGCUACCCCUCGGGUGGGCCCAGUUCGAGCUACGGGGCGCCUCCCAGCUCGGGAUACGGGGCACCCUCGCCGGGCUCGAGCUACGGAGCCCCACCCAGCACGAGCUACGGAGCCCCAGGACUCGGUGGCGGCCGCGUCGUCGGGAUCGACUUUGAGGGGAUUCGCCAGGGCAUCGAGGUCGCCCAGUUGCACCAGGUCAGUCAGGGGAGCGGCGGUGGCUACCCGAGCGGACCCAGCGGCGGUGGCUACCCGAGCGGACCCAGCGGCGGUGGGUACCCCAGCGGGCCCAGCGGCGGUGGGUACCCGAGCGGCAGACCCAGCGGGAGCUACGGCGCCCCAUUCUAAGAUCCAUCAGCCCGA
Messenger RNA from Copidosoma floridanum, 699 nucleotides. RefSeq lists its product as uncharacterized. NCBI's taxonomy places the organism in Eukaryota, Metazoa, Arthropoda, Insecta, Hymenoptera, Encyrtidae. The record is from RefSeq and is a predicted model, not a curated record.